AUGAAGCCGUCUGUGCACUACCUCAGUGGGACAUUUUCUUCACAAAUGUAUUACAUUGCUGCCACAGAGCUGAUAAGGUCAGCUCCUGUGCGGUUUGUGUCUCUGUCAGGUACCACGUGUCUGGUGGCUCUGCUGUCUGAGAAGGAGCUGACUGUGGCGAAUGUUGGCGAUUCGAGGGCGGUUCUGUGUGAUAAAGACGGUAAUGCUGUCCCGCUGUCACAUGACCACAAACCCUACCAGCUCAAAGAGCGGAAGAGAAUCAAGAAAGCAGGUGGCUUCAUCAGUUUCAGCGGCUCAUGGCGUGUGCAGGGCGUUCUUACCAUGUCACGUUCACUCGGCGACUACCCGCUGAAGAAGCUGAACGUGCUGAUCCCUGACCCCGACGUGCUGACCUUUGACCUGGACAAACUACAGCCUCAGUUCAUGAUUCUGGCGUCAGAUGGACUCUGGGACGCCUUCAGCAUCGAGGAAGCCGUGCAUUUCAUUAAAGAGCAUCUGGAUGAACCGCAUUUCGGUGCGAAGAGCAUCGUCCUUCAGGCGUUUUCCCGCGGCUGUCCAGACAACAUCACCGUGAUGGUGGUCAAGUUCACGAAGAGAGGCUCCAAGGCCGCCGGCUAGUGAAGAAGACUCAGCUCUCAUGUGUAAUAAUGUAAUGAAAACAUAUAUUUUAAUGAGUGAGAGACUGGAUGAAUGAUUAACAUUACGCCUAAGUUUAACGUUAGAUAAAAAAUAUUUUUUGGAGAAGCUACUAUUUGUAUUUAAGUUGAAUGCAAUUAUUUCUUAUUAAAGGAAUCGUUCCCCUAUGGAACACAGAAUCUAUACGCAGCUCUUUCAUUAAAAAAACAACAACACGCAGUUCAAAGUGACUAGAGGUCAUGCAACAAAAAUAAAAAAUCUGAUGGACUGAGUUGUAAAGUUUUCAUUUCAUCUUUUUUUUUAUCCGUCAUGUUUGGUUUCAUUUCCCUGGUUAUUAUAUAUGUGCUAUUUUCAACAAUUAAAAGUAGGUUGCCUUAAGAAGUAACCCAGCUAACAUGUAUGGUAUGUUAAAUAAAGUUUAAAAACUGAAAUCAUGAACUACUGACGAGCAUGAGUCUGGAGAAACAUGUAAGCUGUGAUCGUGACCAUGUCUGUAAGACUAUAUAAAACAGCAAUAGACCCAAACUGCAAAUCAUUCAUUGAAAAUAUUCAUCUUUUGCUGCAGAUAUGAGCAAUUUUAACUGUCAUUUCUGGCUGAAAUCGGAGUCCAUAAUCCAU
Molecule: messenger RNA, 1254 nt
Organism: Sinocyclocheilus grahami
Lineage: Eukaryota; Metazoa; Chordata; Actinopteri; Cypriniformes; Cyprinidae
Product: protein phosphatase 1L-like
Exons: 3
Coding region: 1-618 (205 amino acids)
Biological process (GO): protein dephosphorylation
Molecular function (GO): protein serine/threonine phosphatase activity
Source: RefSeq, a predicted model, not a curated record